AUGCGUGAGGCUAUCUGCAUUCACAUCGGCCAGGGUGGUGUGCAGAUCGGAAAUGCGUGCUGGGAGCUCUUCUGCCUCGAGCAUGGCAUGCCAGAUGCCAAGCGAAACUCGUCUUACCAUCGCAUAAAGACAAGACGAUCGGAGGUGGUGAUGACGCUGGGCGGUCGAGACAGCAGCAGGGCAUUUCCAACGUUGUUGGCUUUCGUGGUGAAUCGGAAUUCGCAUGCUGAAUGUGAGUCUUUGGGCGUGAGCGGCGGUGGGCGGGCGGCGGCGGGGUGCCUGUUUACGUACGGGGAGGAUGCCUUCAAUACUUUCUUCUCUGAGACCGGGGCCGGAAAGCAUGUCCCGCGCUGCGUCAUGGUGGAUUUGGAGCCGACCGUCGUGGAUGAGGUCCGCACAGGAACAUACCGCCAGUUGUUCCACCCAGAGCAGCUCAUUUCUGGGAAGGAGGAUGCGGCGAACAACUUCGCACGUGGACAUUACACCAUCGGGAAAGAGAUUGUUGACUUGGUGCUUGACAGGAUCCGCAAGUUGGCCGACAAUUGCACUGGCUUGCAGGGCUUCUGUGUCUACAAUGCUUGCGGAGGAGGUACCGGCUCCGGCUUGGGCUGCCUCAUGCUUGAGCGCCUGUCCGUGGACUACGGGAAGAAGAGCAAGAUUUCCUUCACGGUCUGGUGCUGCCCACAGGUGGCAACAGCAGUCGUCGAGCCGUACAACACUGUCCUGUGUGUCCACUCCCUGCUGGAGCACACAGAUGUGACGAUCAUGUACGACAACGAAGCACUCUAUGACAUCUGCCGUAGGAACCUGGACAUCGAGCGCCCGACCUACACCAACUUGAACCGCUUGAUCGCCCAGAUCAUCAGCUCCCUGACGGCCAGCCUGCGCUUCGACGGGGCCUUGAACGUCGACAUCACCGAGUUCCAGACGAACCUGGUGCCCUACCCGCGCAUCCACUUCAUGUUGACGUCCUACGCCCCGGUCAUCUCCGCCGAGAAGGCCUACCAUGAGCAGCUCUCCGUGGCCGAGAUCACCAUGUCCGUCUUCGAGCCGGCCUCCAUGAUGGUGAAGUGUGAUCCCCGACAUGGGAAGUACAUGGCUUGCUGCAUGAUGUACCGCCGGGGUGGCGAUGUGGUGCCGAAGGACGUGAACGCCGCGGUUGCCACCAUCAAGACCAAGCGCACCAUCCAGUUCGUGGACUUUUGGCCUGGGAGGUUUAGGGGUUGGGGUUUAGUCAGACUUGGGGCUUGGAGUGCAUGA
This is a messenger RNA of Symbiodinium natans, 1260 nucleotides long. NCBI's taxonomy places the organism in Eukaryota, Dinophyceae, Suessiales, Symbiodiniaceae. The record is from the annotation of a GenBank genome assembly.